AUGCAUCCAGAACGACAACUAUUGGGGCGGGGUUUGGUCGCUCAAUGGCUUCAUCUACACCAUCGCCGACAUAGUCUUUCCAGAGAAUGGCAUUCAAGGCCCAGAAGACCCUGGGUCUCCUACCCCAUCACCAUCUUCAACCCCAUCACCUUCGUCAACCCCAUCACCUUCGUCAACCUCAUCACCUUCGUCAACCCCAUCACCUUCGUCAACCCCAUCGCCUUCGUCAACCCUGUCGCCUUCGUUAACCCCAUCACCGUCUUCAACCCUAUCACCAUCUUCAACGUCGACUGUGCUUACAGAGACAGAUUCGGCUGGAGGUCUAAUGACUUUAACCUUCGUUCCCUCCACUGUUCCCGAAUAUACGACCUUAACAACAGCAACGACGGCCUCGACGACCACGACGGAUUCUAG
Molecule: messenger RNA, 414 nt
Organism: Alternaria ethzedia
Lineage: Eukaryota; Fungi; Ascomycota; Dothideomycetes; Pleosporales; Pleosporaceae
Exons: 2
Coding region: 1-414 (137 amino acids)
Source: RefSeq, a predicted model, not a curated record